Syngnathus acus (greater pipefish) is the source of this 1031-nucleotide messenger RNA. RefSeq names its product mitochondrial ribosomal protein L28 (gene mrpl28). Gene Ontology annotation, cellular component: mitochondrial large ribosomal subunit. NCBI's taxonomy places the organism in Eukaryota, Metazoa, Chordata, Actinopteri, Syngnathiformes, Syngnathidae. The record is from RefSeq and is a predicted model, not a curated record. The coding region runs from base 127 to 885 and encodes 252 amino acids. Gene Ontology annotation, molecular function: structural constituent of ribosome. The transcript is spliced from 6 exons.
AUUAUAAGCCUUGUUAUUGUCAUGUGGUCGAGCAAUGCGGAAAUAAGACAAGGCUCGACGAUGUCCUUGCAUGCUUCACGUUUGUCUCUGUGGAUUUAACAUUUUUAUAAUUUCGCUUGAUCCAGUAUGCCUCUGCAUAAGUACCCUCCUAAAAUUUGGGACGCCCUCAAACUGAAACAGGGCAUCUAUGCCCGGCUUCCCAAGCAUUACCUGAAGUCUCUGGAGCCGAAGGAGCCCACACCGGUCCACUGGAAGCCCCUGGGGGUCCAGUACCGACUCAACCCCAAAACAGGGCAGAAAGAACGAGUGCAAGACAACCCAAUCCCCAUCUACUACCCUCCCGAGUCGCAGAAGGGCCUAUGGGGUGGUGAGGGCUGGAUAACGGGCUUCAAAUAUGCCCACAACGAUAAAAUGUCCACUCGUCUGCGGAAAAUGUGGAAGCCGCAGCUUUUGAAGAGAGAACUUUACAGCGAGAUCUUGGACCACAAAUUCACCAUCACGGUCACACCGCGCACCCUGGACCUCAUCGACGCCGCUUUUGGAUUUGACUUGUACAUCCUCAAAACGCCCAAGGAAGAUCUGAACUCUAAACUGGGCAUGGACCUGAAAAGGGCCAUGUUACUGAGGCUGGCUCGCAAAGACACUCAGUUGUAUCCAGAUGACCCAAUAACCAGAGAAAAGGUGUACAACAAAUAUAAGCAGCAGUUUGAGAUACCAGAGGAGGAGGCCGAGUGGAUGGGUCUGACUCUUGAAGAAGCUGUGGAGAAGCAGAGGCAGCUGGAGCACAAGGAUCCUGAGCCGCUCUUCAAAGUGUGUACAGAAAAGCUGAUAGAGGAGCUGCGCAUGCAAAAACUGUCUGAGCCGCAUCUCAUGGAAAACAAGUGAAGAACACCUUAAAAAGGCAUGCAGGAAACAUGAACUACAACUCAUCUCACUUCUGCUUUCUUUUAUUGUUGGAAGAAAGAUCAACGCUGGUGUAAAUACAACAAAUGUAUGUUUUAACAGUGAGAAUAAAAUGUUUGAAAACUCCA